Molecule: messenger RNA, 1434 nt
Organism: Gracilinanus agilis (Agile Gracile Mouse Opossum)
Lineage: Eukaryota; Metazoa; Chordata; Mammalia; Didelphimorphia; Didelphidae
Product: macrophage metalloelastase-like
Exons: 10
Coding region: 1-1434 (477 amino acids)
Biological process (GO): proteolysis; collagen catabolic process; extracellular matrix organization
Cellular component (GO): extracellular matrix
Molecular function (GO): metalloendopeptidase activity; zinc ion binding
Source: RefSeq, a predicted model, not a curated record
AUGAGAAGCUUUCUGCUGAUAUUGGCUCUGCAUGCCUCUAUCUCCUACUCUCUUCCAAUAAUCAAUGCUUCAUCUUUUGAAAAAGAGCUCUUGUUUGCACAGGAAUACCUGAAAAAAUAUUUUCUCCUUACUCUGGAAGAAAUGCCUUUGUAUAGACUCAAAGGUAAUAACCCAGUAGUGCAGAAGAUUGAGGAAAUGCAGAAAUUCUUUGGGAUGGAGGUGACAGGCACACUGGACUCCGCAACUUUGGAGAUUAUGCACAAACCUCGAUGUGGAGUUCCUGAUGUACAAAAGUAUAGUGUUUUUCCAAAUCGACCAACAUGGAAGAAAUAUGAUCUUACCUACAGAAUAAUGAACUAUACUCCUGACAUGACCAGAAAUGAUGUAGACUAUGCCAUUGAGAAAGCUUUUGAAGUAUGGAGCAAUGUAACUCCCCUGACAUUCAGAAAGAUUUACACAGGAAAAGCAGACAUAAUGAUAUCUUUUGCAUCUGGAGCUCAUGGUGACUUUUAUCCUUUUGAUGGCCGGGGUGGCACCUUGGCCCAUGCCUAUGCCCCUGGCCCUGAUAUUGGAGGAGAUGCUCACUUUGAUGAGGAUGAAGGUUGGACAAAAGACUUAAGAGGAUUGAACUUGUUCCUUGUUGCUGCUCAUGAAUUUGGCCAUUCACUGGGUCUUGAACAUUCUACUGAUCCACAAGCCUUAAUGUUUCCCACCUACAGAAGAGCUGACCCCAGACAAUUCCGCCUUUCUCAAGAUGAUAUCAAAGGCAUUCAGACCCUUUAUGGAAGUCGAGUGAAUCGUCCUUCUAAGUCACCAGAAUUGCCCACUAAACCCAUUAACAUGCCAAACAUCUGCAAUUCCUACAUGACGUUUGAUGCCACUGCUACCAUCCGAGGAGAAAUUCUUUUCUUUAAAGAUAGGUUCUUGUGGCGCAAACAGCCCCAAAACCCAGAAGUGAGUGUUAAUUUGUUUUCUUCAUUCUGGCCAUCUCUACCAUCUGGCAUUCAGGCUGCGUAUGAAAUUGAAGCUAAGGAUCAAGUUCUUCUUUUUAAAGAUGACAAGUACUGGGUGGUCAGGGGAACAGACCUCCUAACUCAAUAUCCCAAGAGCAUCCAUUCUCUGGGUUUCCCAAGCUAUGUGAAAAAAGUUGAUGCAGCCGUUCAUAACCCAUUUACCAUGAAAACAUAUUUCUUCGUAGAAAAUAAUUACUGGAGAUAUGAUGAGAGGAGUCAAUCAAUGGACAAGAGCUAUCCCAGACAGACUGCUAAGGCAUUUUUAGGAAUUGGACCUAAAGUGGAUGCUGCCUUCUACUACAACAGGCACUUCUAUUUUUUCCAAGGAGCCAAGCAACUUGAAUAUGACGUUACUUUCAAUCAAGUUACCCAAGUUCUGAAGAGCAACAGCUGGUUUGGUUGUCACAAACAAAGCCUGUAG